This is a messenger RNA of Hansenula anomala, 543 nucleotides long. It is a transcript of the gene YOP1, whose product is annotated as Yop1p. The record is from RefSeq and is a predicted model, not a curated record. The transcript has 2 exons. The coding region runs from base 1 to 543 and encodes 180 amino acids. NCBI's taxonomy places the organism in Eukaryota, Fungi, Ascomycota, Saccharomycetes, Phaffomycetales, Wickerhamomycetaceae.
AUGGCUGAUUUCGCUUCUCAAUUUCAAUCAACCUUAAAAGGUUUAGACUCCAAAUUCGCUGGUAACUCAAUCUUGACCCAAUUUGAAAAAGUUUCAGGCUUACCAAAAUCUUAUGGUAUUUUAGGUUCAGGUGUUUUCUACUUUUUGUUAAUCUUUUUAAACAUUGGUGGUAUUGGUCAAUUAUUAUCAAACAUUGCUGGGUUUGUUAUUCCAGGUUAUUAUUCAUUACUUGCUUUACAAACUGCUACAUCAAAAGAUGAUACCGAAUUAUUAACAUACUGGGUUGUCUUUGCCUUUUUAAACGUUAUUGAAUUCUGGUCAAAAGCUAUUUUAUACUGGAUUCCAUUCUAUUGGUUUAUCAAAACCGUCUUUUUAUUAUAUUUAGCAUUACCACAAUUCGGUGGUGCUCAAAUUGUUUACAAUGUUGUUAUCAAACCAAUUGCUGAACAAUACAUCACUGGUAAACCAUCUGCUGCUAACAAAUUCGCCAAUGCCGUUGAUGAUGCUGCUGAAGGUGUUGCUUCUGGUGCUUCAAGACAUUAG